CUCUUCUUCUUAAGAACCAGUAAUCUCUCUCUCUCUCUCUCUCUCAAACUCAAAAGUCUAAAUUAAUUAUCAGAACAAAGCGGUGAAAGAGAUCGGCAGCAGAUCAGACUGAAGAGUGAUAGAAAAUAAGAGAGAAAGGAAAGAUGGGAAGAGCUCCAUGUUGUGCAAAAGUAGGGUUACACAAAGGUCCAUGGACUCCUAAAGAAGAUGCAUUGCUCACUAAGUAUAUUCAAGCUCAUGGCGAGGGUCAAUGGAAAUCUCUUCCUAAAAAAGCUGGGCUUUUGAGAUGCGGGAAAAGUUGCAGGCUGAGAUGGAUGAACUAUCUGAGACCAGACAUAAAGAGAGGAAACAUAAGUCCGGAGGAAGAUGACCUCAUCAUCAGAAUGCAUUCUCUGAUCGGAAACCGGUGGUCUCUCAUCGCCGGCCGGUUACCAGGACGAACAGAUAACGAAAUCAAGAACUACUGGAACACUCAUCUCAGCAAAAGAGUCAAAGCGCAGCAGUUAGGACCUGAUCAUCAACCCAGAGACAACGCCGACAAGACGAAAAAGAAGAAAAAGAAGAAGCCCGCGAAAAAUAACAGUAAGGACAAAUCCAACAGUGACAAUAAUGAGGAGGAGGAAGAGAAGAAGACAAAGAUAUAUCUUCCGAAACCAAUUAGGGUUAGGGCUCUGCGUAUAAGCAGGAACGACGAAGAUUCCAAGAACGGUUCUUGUACUUCAGGAAGUGGAUCUUCAAGCCAAGAACUAGUGCAGAAGCAAGAUAUGAUGGAUGUGAUGAGUUAUGAGCCAUGGGGUGAAAAUGACGUGUUUGGUUUCUUUGCGGAGGAAGGUCAAAAUAUUGAGAGAGUCAACGGCUCAAUAUCAGAAGAAAAUAUUAAUAAUAAUGAAAUGGAAUGCGAGUCACUGGAGAGGCUGUACGAGGAGUAUUUGCAGCUCUUAAAGGAUGAUAUUAGUGACGAAAAGCAAGGGGAAUUGGAUUCUUUUGCUCAAUCUUUGUUUGUCUGAUAAUAAUAAUGAAGAUUAUUUUGUUAAUAUACGUGUUUAGAAUACAAGAUUAUAUUAUUAGGAAUAAGAAUUUUUGACCUAGCUCUUUAAUUUGCGUGUAAAUAUUGAUCACAUCUCUCUUUUGCCAUCUAUUGAUUAACACAUCUUU
Molecule: messenger RNA, 1155 nt
Organism: Neltuma alba
Lineage: Eukaryota; Viridiplantae; Streptophyta; Magnoliopsida; Fabales; Fabaceae
Product: transcription repressor MYB6-like
Exons: 2
Coding region: 144-1007 (287 amino acids)
Source: RefSeq, a predicted model, not a curated record